UGGUAAAACGAGACUGUGCAUGGAGGACCCUGGUACGAUGUGAAGUAGUUGAAGUUGAAGAAGAUAUUAUUGCCUAUAACACAUUCACAUUAAAACUUGUGGACGGUAAAGUAAAGUGUAAAUAGGUCUUCAAUAGCGUCGGGGCAGGUUAGAUUCACAGACUGAUGGAAAUAGAGAAGAGGAAAAAGGGGAAAUAUCUUCGCUCCAACAGAACCGGCGGGGCAACAUUUAAAGCUUCUUUUUGCGGGUGAAAUGUAGUUUUUCGUCGCUUGGUGGACCAUGUAGUAAGUGUUUGCGCUUGCAUGUAGUAUGAUAUUGAGUCCGAUAUGUCUAAUGUGACACCGAGUAAAAGCGUGGAAUGGCUGCAACUCGAGUUGGAGUCUGGAGGCACUUCUUUGCUCUUGUUGGACUGCCGUUCACAUGAGCUUUAUGAAUCAUCCCACAUAGAGACCGCCAUAAACCUGGCCAUACCGGGGCUGAUGCUCCGGAGGUUCAAAAAGGGCAACAUACCGAUCCGGACCAUCAUCCCGAACCAUGAGGAUAAAGAGAAGUUCAUAAGACGAUGUAAAACGGACACUGUCGUCCUGUACGAUGAGUGCACCGUGAACUGGCAGGACAGUGGAUCUCCAGCGUCUGUUUUGGGUCUGCUUCUUCAAAAACUAUGGGAAGACGGUUGUACAGCGUAUUAUCUUGAAGGUGGAUUUGUAAAGUUCCACACAGAGUACCCAGAGCACUGUGAGACCCUCCUAGACAGCUCCUGUCCCAGCUCCUCUCCUCCUCUGUCUGUUCUGGGUCUUGGAAAUCUCCGGAUCAGCUCAGAUUGCUCCGAUGGUGAAUCUGAUCGUGAACCGAGUAGUGCCACAGAGUCUGAGGAGAGUCCCAUCCCCAGCAAUCAGCCUGCCUUCCCUGUCCAGAUUCUACCCUACCUUUACCUGGGCUGCGCCAAAGACUCCACUAACCUAGACGUGCUGGGCCAGUACAACAUCAAGUACAUCCUGAACGUCACACCCAAUCUCCCCAACAUGUUUGAGCAUGACGGCCACUUCAGGUACAAACAGAUUCCCAUUUCGGACCACUGGAGUCAGAAUCUGUCCCAGUUUUUCCCAGAGGCCAUAUCAUUUAUAGAUGAGGCUCGGUCUAAGAAGUGCGGCAUUCUGGUCCACUGCCUGGCCGGAAUCAGUCGCUCAGUCACAGUCACCGUGGCCUACCUGAUGCAGAGACUCAACCUCACUCUCAACGAUGCUUACGACUUUGUCAAGAGGAAGAAGUCCAACAUUUCCCCAAACUUCAACUUCAUGGGUCAACUCCUGGACUUUGAGAGGACGCUGGGGCUGCACAGCCCCUGUGAUAACCGUUCCACCAGCAAGGAGCCGCUCUUCUUCACCACACCAACCAAUCACAACGUCUUCCAGCUGGACACACUGGAGUCCACAUGAGGAUUGGUCAGCCUUUCUGUUGUUUCCUGUUGUGUCUCUGAGGUUUUCUGAGCCUGUCAGAUGCCUAACUAGCUGACACAAGCAGUAAGCCCGUUACAGUGUUUCUUCACCAAAACGAACUGCAUUGAUCUGUUAAAGGAACAGACCUGUUAGGGGUGGGCGAUAUGGCCAAAAUCUUCUAUCACGGUAUAUGUAACUUUAUUUUACCGUAUAUAUAAUGAUCAAUAAUUGUUCUGUAAAUUCAAUUAAGAAAAAGUUCGAAUAUCUGUACCAUUUAGCACUUAUCAUGAAAUCACAGAGAAUCCAGUCUAUGAUUUGCUACAUAGCCUGCCCUGAGUAUAUAGCAGAGACACUAAGGGAUAGCUCCCAAGGUGGAAGCGAUAUUGCCACAUCUCUACGGGUGGACACAUUUCUGCUGUUGCGUGAUAUGUACCAUCAUAAUGCGAUUAAUCCAAAUUUUUUUUUGCUCCUGCUUUUGGCUUCCAAUGAUUAUGAAAACAAGAGAAUCGAGAUAAAACGAUUAUUGUGUCACAUUCAGUUUAAUUAUGCUUCUCUUGUUUUGUCUUGUGUUAUAAAUCCAAAUUACAUAUUAUUUAUACUUUUUCUGAUUCACUGUUGGUUUAAGUCACUGUAUGUCCCGACAGGACACCACGGUUGAAUUUCAGUGUUAAGUAACGUAAGAAGUUGCUGUCAAAUCAAGUAACUGCUCGGCAGCCAAUCUGUAGUCAAUGUAGGGAAACGCCGCGUUUCAGUUUUUUUGUCCGUGAAAACGGAAUAUUGAUUUGGACGUAGAUUAUCAUGGCAAAGGUAGAGGCUUCAAAGCAUUUAGGUCAGCCCUUUAAAUCUUGUUGAAUAAUUGUGAUCUCCAUAUUGACCAAAAUAAUUGUGAUUGUGAUAUUUGCCAUAAUCGAGCAGCCCUACUGUAAGCAGAGAAUAUGCUGCAUUCGAUCGAAUCUCAAUGCCUUAAUAUCUAACAUGAGGAUGAAUUUUGCUAUCCAUCAUGCAUGGCAUUAAUCAAUGGUCAUGUACAGCCAUAAUAGCAGGACAUUUCCUAACUUUUCUAUUAAAUCUAGGAUUGUUGUUUGACUGUUAUUUGUUAUUCACCAGCUGUAAAAUGGAUGUUUAUGUAUUUCUUUGUAUUAGUUAUAAUUAUUGCCUUGACGGUCUAGGAGUCUUUGGCUAAUCAGAAUGUUUUCUGGGGACCAAACCGAGACGUUUUAAUGGUACUCUAGCUGAGGGGAAAUAAGCUACUACUGUGAUCCGGCCUUGAAUUAUUGUUACAGUUUUUCUUCUGAUGGCUGUUUGCAGCUCUUUUGCAGCACGGUUACCAUAGGAGGCAUUUAUUCUUGUGCUUUCACUCAGAAUACCUUCACUAAUGUCUGUAAAACACCAUAAUGUUAAAUUGUUAUUCUUUAACUACAAAAUCAAGUGGCCACUUCCUGCAGAAUAUCAAAAUUGGAACAUACUUCUCUUCAGAAACACUCCUGUACAUUCUUUUGCUUUAUACCUGCAUUAUUUGUCAUGUGAUUAUGUUCUACCAAGGACCUUGUUUUUUAACCUUUAGGUCAUAUUGCCUGUUGUUUUUGAGGCCUUGGCCAUACUUUAACAUGAAAUUGAACUACAUGUCAGUCACCAGGUAGAGGUAUAGUGUAUAGGACUAGCUUUUGCCUCGAUUGAAAGUAAUGUGUAAGUAAAAAGUGUAUAAAGGAAUGGAUGUUCACCUUGAUUUUUACUCUGACAGUCUUCAGUCUGCAGCUACUCCUGUGGCACAAAAAUGUUAAGGGAAACAUGAUGUGUAAUUAGCUGUUCUCUAUUGCCAGUCUCGCCUCAGUACAAAUGAGUGAGUUUGAUGUAUGAGAGGGAGUGAAAGGAAAUGAGCUUGACAAAUGUGUUCUUACCUCACAGACAGACAUUUUCAGGGAUUUUUAUACAAGGCAUCUGUAUCUCAUCAUGGCCUCUUAAAGUGCAUCCAAGGGCUGUUUUGUUUGGUAUGUUUGUCGAGAUGUACAUAAAAUGUGGUUGUCAUGGGGGACAUUUUCUUAAAAUCAUGAAGGAUGCGAAUGUGACCCUAUUUUGACCCUUAUGUAUAGUAUAUGUAAAGCUAAAUGUCCAAGACAUUCUGUACAAGUUUAUACAAACAAAUAUAUUGUAUAUUUUUACUUGAAAA
Micropterus dolomieu (smallmouth bass) is the source of this 3603-nucleotide messenger RNA. RefSeq names its product dual specificity protein phosphatase 7-like. Lineage: Eukaryota; Metazoa; Chordata; Actinopteri; Centrarchiformes; Centrarchidae. The record is from RefSeq and is a predicted model, not a curated record. Bases 327 to 1436 code for a protein of 369 amino acids. Gene Ontology annotation, cellular component: cytoplasm; cytosol. The transcript is spliced from 3 exons. Gene Ontology annotation, biological process: protein dephosphorylation; negative regulation of MAPK cascade. Gene Ontology annotation, molecular function: MAP kinase tyrosine/serine/threonine phosphatase activity; protein tyrosine/threonine phosphatase activity.